AUGACACUGCUCUCAAGAAAUCCAUUUCAGAAGCAGUAUGCUGAUCGUGCUCGUCGAUUAAGCACGCUGUCGAGAAGUGACGCUAUUCAACAAGGUGGCUAUCCGAUCAAACAGUACUCAAAUCCGUUACCCGAGAACCGACGAAUCUACGAACGAGAUCACAAUCAUUCGAGAUCUUGGAAUGUCGAGACGGGUCACCCUGUUUCCCCACCGCCAACGCAGCCCAAUGACUACCAAUAUUAUCAGAUGAACGAUGUCUAUCCACCCGAACGGCAGUAUGUUCCUACAAUAAACGAGCCACAAGUGCAUUUAGGAGUUCGUCAGUUCCAUCGACAAGCGAAGUCAUUUGAUGACCGAACUGGUGGUCGAGAUAUGCGACGAAUGUCAAUGGAUCGAAGAACGGUGUCGGACACUCGACAACAGACGGCUCAGCUACUGCAGCCCGAGGUAAAGAGUUUUCAGACGUCAGUCGCAGCCGCUUGUCAAUCCCUGUGGGCAGCAAAGGGUCAUCUUGAAGAGCUACAUGCGUUAGGGAUAUCAGAUCCGUCGUCAGCUUCAACUUCGUUUGAGUCGAACACGGACAACAGUCCAGCUACUGGAAGCGGUGAAACGAAAACACGAGAAGAACCCGCUCAUAAGAAACGUCUUCAAUACAAGUGA
Molecule: messenger RNA, 660 nt
Organism: Ostertagia ostertagi
Lineage: Eukaryota; Metazoa; Nematoda; Chromadorea; Rhabditida; Trichostrongylidae
Source: the annotation of a GenBank genome assembly